Molecule: messenger RNA, 2070 nt
Organism: Coregonus clupeaformis (lake whitefish)
Lineage: Eukaryota; Metazoa; Chordata; Actinopteri; Salmoniformes; Salmonidae
Product: diacylglycerol O-acyltransferase 1-like
Exons: 17
Coding region: 246-1769 (507 amino acids)
Biological process (GO): triglyceride biosynthetic process
Cellular component (GO): endoplasmic reticulum membrane
Molecular function (GO): diacylglycerol O-acyltransferase activity
Source: RefSeq, a predicted model, not a curated record
GAGACUUGCAACUCCUCCACGGUUCUGUUCCACUACGCCACAUUCCUACGUAUUGUGUCAAUACGGAACUGUUGCUUGCUCCUCACUACAACUACAGUAUUCAUACAGUAUCGCGUUUUGCAAUCCCCAUUUCCUCUUGCUCUCUCUGACAGUGUGAUGUUUGGCAAUAGUGGGCAUGUGUUAUAGCUGCCCGCAAAGUAGGCUACACGUCACAUUAAUCUAGAGCACUGAAAAUCGGCGAUAUCAUGGAAGCAACAGGGGCCAUUACCCGCAAAAGAAGAGCCACUAUAUCCUCUGGAAAAGGUGUUACUUUGAAACAAGUGAAUGGACGGUCAGCGGUUGAUGAAAGUAUCAACGGCCCCGGUGACAGCGGCAACAUUGUAACGAAGCAAAAUGUAACCGAUUUGCCUUCUACAAUGUCAAAGGAAAGGAAGAAACGAAUAAAUGUUCCUAAUGAUAGACAGAGUUGCCACAGGUUGCAGGAGUCCCUGUUGAGCUCUGCCAGUGGUUACAGGAACUACAGAGGAGUCCUCAACUGGUGUGUUGUCAUGCUGGUCUUGAGCAAUGCCCGUCUGUUCUUGGAAAACCUUUUAAAGUAUGGCAUUCUUGUGGACCCAAUACAAGUGGUUUCUCUAUUCAUAAAGGACCCCUACAACAUGCCUGCAGCAUGCCUUGUUAUCGCGUCCAACGUGUUUAUUGUGGCAGCUUUGUACACAGAGAGAAGGCUCUCGGUGGGCUGCUUCAGUGAACGUGUUGGGCUGCUGGUUCAUUCCAUUAACCUGUCGAUCACUCUGUGCUUCCCGGUGGCUAUCGUACUGAUGGUGAAGUCCAUGACUCCAGCGGGUGGAGUGUCUGCUCUGGGAGUGUACACCAUCCUGUUCCUGAAGCUCUACUCCUACAAAGAUGUGAACAAGUGGUGUAGAGAGAUGAGCCAUGCUAAAGCCCGUAGCCUGGCCCGCUCCCUCUCAUGUUCCUCUAUACCGCGGUCUAAGGGAAGUGGAGUGGACUAUCAGGUCUCCUACCCUGGAAAUCUGACCCUCAGAGAUUUAUAUUAUUUUGUUUUUGCACCAACCCUCUGCUAUGAAUUAAACUUCCCCCGGUCUCCACGGAUUCGAAUGAGCUUCCUGCUGAGGAGGCUUUUUGAGAUGCUGUUCUUCACCCAGUUAUUGGUCGGAUUAACACAGCAGUGGAUGAUACCCAUAAUUCAGAGUUCUAUGAAGCCGUUGGAGGAUAUGGACCUCCCAAUGAUGAUGGAGCGUCUACUCAGACUAGCCGUGCCCAAUCAUUUUCUCUGGUUGAUAUUCUUCUACUGGUUCUUCCACUCCUCCUUGAACUUUAUGGCUGAGCUCCUGCAGUUUGGAGACAGAGAGUUUUACAGAGACUGGUGGAACGCUGAGACCAUCACAUACUUUUGGCAAAACUGGAAUAUUCCAGUACACAAGUGGUGCCUUCGCCACUUCUACAAGCCCCUGCUGAAGUGUGGAGUCAGUAAGUGGCUCGGCCAAUCAGCAGUGUUCUUGGCUUCAGCCUUCUUUCAUGAGUACCUGGUCAGUGUUCCACUGAAGAUGUUGAGACCAUGGGCUUUUAUGGGCAUGAUGUCUCAGCUUCCGCUGGCCUGGUUUGUGGCCCGUUUUCUCCAAGGUAACUAUGGCAACGCAGCCGUAUGGAUCUCUCUCAUCAUUGGCCAGCCAAUCGCCGUGCUCAUGUACGUCCACGACUACUAUGUACUUCACUACCGAGACGGGUCAGCAGGGGGUGGACCUGAAUGACCCCCUCAGGGAGAUAUAGAGUACCAGCCUCUACAGACCAGCCUUUUAUAGGAAAGACAAAUAGAGAUAGAAAUGUACUGUACUGUAUGGUACUUUAUGAAAGCACCUGAAAGGGGCAAUCAGCAGUAGCUACAUUAAUUUUUGGAUGUAUAAAUUAAUUAUAUGCACCCAUUGAUUCUUAAAGAAUAUAACUUAUAUAAAUGCCUUAGGAGCUUAGUUCACCAGUCAUACCCCAUCAGAACCUAAAAUAUAAGAUUGUUUUACCAAUGUUUGUAAACAAAGAAAAUGUAAACAAACACUA